AUUAUGUGGGACAAUUUCAAGUUUAACACAUACUUUCCUGGAAGAGAAGUUCCACAUCGGUUUAGCUACAAGAUCACUGGCUCCACAAUAUCUUUUACUUUGCCUUCAUUUCCUUUUCUCAAAGUUAAAGACUUGAAUCUGUGCUUAGUAUACAAAAUUCCAUCGAUGUCCCCUUGCGGUUGUCGGGUCCUAUAUGUGUCAGACUCACUACUAAGAGCAAGUGACUGGAUUGGACCUAUAAACCAAGGUGCUACGGCGUUCCGGAAGCAGACGAAGAUAUGGUAUGGUUAUGCCAUUGGCAUUGGGGACAACCAAUUCUGUUUGAAGGGGGUGAUGAAGUUCAAGCUUCGUUUGAUAUGAAAUUUGUUGGAGAAAUCAAAGAGUGUAGAGUCCACGUUUUGUACUAUGAAGAGGAGGAAGAAAUAUUCAAUUACCUCAAGACUCUGCUCACGUUGUGGGACGGCGGGCUCGUUAGGUAUAAGGGGAG
Ilex paraguariensis (yerba mate) is the source of this 487-nucleotide messenger RNA. The record is from the annotation of a GenBank genome assembly. Lineage: Eukaryota; Viridiplantae; Streptophyta; Magnoliopsida; Aquifoliales; Aquifoliaceae.